AUGAUGGCCGUGACAGUGGACCUGGCCAUCUCCUGUGACAAUGUGCCCGAUGUCUGCAUGUCACCAGGCUGGCAAGGAGCUGGGGUGGAGAGAGCCAUGCUUGAUGUCAUCAGGCCCAAGAGGUCUUGUCCUGGCUGUACCUUUGCCUGCCUUGCUGUGGGUGCUCAGGCAAGACCUUUCACCUCUCUGAGCCUCGGCUGCCUUGGCCCAGCAGGGCUCCCCUGCAGGACGACCCGACAGCUCUCUCUCCCUCCCUUACUUCCUCUGCCCGUUUGCCGGGGCUAUGACAGGGCAGGCCCUCCACUUCUGAGCAGGAAGACUGGGGCACCUGAGUCCUGCUAA
This is a messenger RNA of Rangifer tarandus platyrhynchus (Svalbard reindeer), 342 nucleotides long. The record is from the annotation of a GenBank genome assembly. NCBI's taxonomy places the organism in Eukaryota, Metazoa, Chordata, Mammalia, Artiodactyla, Cervidae.